AUGGCGGCGCAGGAGCCGCCGCGGCCGCCCCCGGCCGGCGCCGAGCCCGCGGAGCCGGAGCCCGGCGGGCGGUACGAGGCCGUGGCGCCGCACUGGUUCUACCGGCGGGUGCCCGAGGCGCGGGAGCGCUGGCUGCCGUUCAGCGCGCAGGACUCGCAGCGGCUGGAGGAGGCGCACGGCGCAGGGAAGGACCAGGAUGGCGUGGUGGUCCCCACCUCGGGGGGCAGGUACGACGUGCACCUGCGGGCGCGGCAGCGCGUGGCCGUGUACUGGGAGGAGGAGGCGGCCGAAGUGCGGCGCUGCACCUGGUUCUACAAGGGGGACAAGGACAACAAGUUCAUUCCCUACUCGGAGUCCUUCAGUGAGGAACUGGAGGAAGCCUACAUGAUUGCCGUGACCCUGGGUGAGUGGAAGAAGAAGCUGGAGUCCCCCAACAGAGAAGUCAUUAUCCUGCACAACCCAAAGCUGAUGGUUCACUACCAUCCCGUUGCCAGCUCUGACGACUGGGUCUCCACCCCCACGGAACAAGGCCGGCCCCGGACGGUGAAGAGAGGAGUGGACAACAUCGCUGUGGAGAUCCCCAGUGGAGAGCCGCUGCAGAUCGACCACCUGGUGUUCGUGGUGCACGGCAUCGGCCCCGCCUGCGACAUCCGCUUCCGCAGCAUCGUGCAGUGCGUGAAUGAUUUCAGGAACGUCUCCCUCAGCAUGCUGCAAGCACACUUCAGGAAGGCGCAGGAGCAGCAGCAGGUCGGGCGGGUGGAGUUCCUGCCCGUGAACUGGCACAGCUCCCUGCACUCCACUGGCGUGGACGUUGACCUGGAGCGGAUCACGCUGCCCAGCAUCAACCGCCUGCGUCACUUCAUCAACGACACCAUCCUGGACGUGUUCUUCUACAACAGCUCCACCUAUUGCCAGACCAUCGUGGACACGGUGGCCUCGGAGAUGAACCGCCUGCACCGGCUCUUCCUGCAGCGGAACCCGCACUUCAGGGGCGGGGUGUCCAUCGCGGGGCACAGCCUGGGGUCUCUCAUUUUGUUUGAUCUCCUGACGAACCAGAAGGCUGAUCCCGAGGAGGACGAGCGCUGCGCACAGGGGUCCAGGACAACCUCAGGCACGGGAGGUAUUGAGGAAGUAAAAGAAAUCCUGAAGAAGCUGGAGCUGUCCGAGUAUUGUGAUGUUUUUGAGAAGGAGAAAAUGGACAGGCAGGCAUUGUUCUUGUGCACAGAGAAAAACCUGAAAGAAAUGGGAAUUCCCUUAGGGCCAAGAAUGAAAAUACUCCAUUACAUCAGCUCCGAGACAGAGAUGAAGGACCGGAGCUCAGCAGCUCCUGGGCACAAUGAACGUGGAGCUGAGCCGGGGGACAGCUCCGAGGGUGGCAGGAGCUGCCAGUACCGGGACGUUGGCUUGGGACAGGUCUCAGCAAACUACCCCCAGCUGAACUACAAGCCGACCAUCUUCUUUGCCUUUGGCUCUCCCAUCGGGAUGUUCCUCACCGUGCGAGGAGUGAAGCGGAUCGACCCAAACUACAGCCUGCCCACCUGCAAAGGCUUCUUCAACAUCUUCCACCCCUUUGACCCGGUGGCGUAUCGGAUCGAGCCCAUGAUCGUCCCGGAGCUGGAGUUCGAGCCCAUGCUGCUGCCCCACCACAAGGGCAGGAAGAGGAUGCACCUGGAGCUGAAGGAAGGGCUGACUCGCAUGAGCGUGGACCUGAAGAACAACCUGCUGGGCUCCCUGCGGGUGGCCUGGCAGUCCUUCACCCGCGCCCCCGUGCCAGCCCUGGAGGCAGGGAGCUCCGAGGCCGAGGCCGAGGCAGAGGCUGGCACUGAGAAGCAGCCAGACACAAAGCCAGAGGAGCCCCCGGCAGCAGUGAAGGAAGAGACGCCCCCCAUCAACGUGGGGAGGCUGAACGGAGGGAACCGCAUCGACUACGUGCUGCAGGAGAAGCCAAUCGAGAGCUUCAACGAGUAUUUGUUUGCACUCCAGGGCCAUCUCUGCUACUGGGAGUCAGAGGACACUGUUCUGCUGGUUCUGAAGGAGAUCUACCAGACACAAGGCAUCACACUGGAUCAGCCUUUGCCAGGAAGCCAGUGACCCACCUGUGCUGUGCUGGCUGUCCAAUCCCACAGAGUACUCACCAGGAAAGUCCAGAUCUCUUCUCUGCCUUCCUCUCUCCUCUGCUGCCGUGUCCUGCAUGCUGCUUCCUAAGUACUUGCUGCUGCCUGGAGAUAAGGAUGGAUUUUCCUCCAUUUUGGGUAGGGGUAUGGGGAAAAACUGUCAAGGAAAACCACUUCUGCUGAAACACACACAACCCUGUACAGUGA
Messenger RNA from Lonchura striata (white-rumped munia), 2321 nucleotides. RefSeq names its product DDHD domain containing 2 (gene DDHD2). The record is from RefSeq and is a predicted model, not a curated record. Gene Ontology annotation, cellular component: cytoplasm; COPII-coated ER to Golgi transport vesicle. Gene Ontology annotation, molecular function: protein binding; metal ion binding; glycerophospholipase activity. Lineage: Eukaryota; Metazoa; Chordata; Aves; Passeriformes; Estrildidae.